Molecule: messenger RNA, 1285 nt
Organism: Dermacentor andersoni
Lineage: Eukaryota; Metazoa; Arthropoda; Arachnida; Ixodida; Ixodidae
Molecular function (GO): serine-type endopeptidase inhibitor activity
Source: RefSeq, a predicted model, not a curated record
CCGCAGACACUGCGUAAAUCCUAAAUGUACAGCUACCUAACAUUCUAGACACUGAACACUGCGUCAUUACCCGCGUCAUCUUAACGCACACUUCCCAAGGUGUGGAGAACCAUUGUUGCGAAACUGCUUUCGCAACCAGUGUUUUCCUUGUGAAGCCGCUCCUGAUAACGCUUUGCUUCUCUGCGCUCCCAAUACUUCUGGACGAUAAGGCGAGAAUGACGAAGUGUGCUUCCAGCUCCUUCAAAAACUCCUUCGUUCGAGUGUGUCGCCCACCUUUCCUCGAAGCUCUCGCGGUGGCAAGAUGAUCAGGACACUCGAACUACUAGCGCUGCUCGUCGGCGCCGUACUCGGCGCUGACCAAAUCUUCUGGCCUCCCAGAAAUCAUUCCGCAGCCUCUCCGCCUCAAGGCGCUGACCAAAUUUUCUGGCAUCCCCCAAAUCAUUCCGCAGCCUCUCCGCCUCAAGGCGCUGACCAAAUCUUCUGGCAUCCCCCAAAUCAUUCCGCAGCCUCUCCGCCUCAAGGCGCUGACCAAAUCUUCUGGCCUCCCAGAAAUCAUUCCGCAGCCUCUCCGCCUCAAGUUCCAUGGGAUCGAAAGUUUGGCCCAAGAGCGAGCGAAGAAGUCAUUCUGUUUGCGUGGCCAGUGUCCACACCACAUCUCUGCGAACUGCCGCCAAUAACGGGACCCUGUGAGGCCUACAUGACCAAGUACUACUACAACACGACUACCGCGACCUGUGAGAGCUUCACCUACGGCGGCUGCCUUGGAAACCAAAACAAGUUCCACAGCGCUGAACAGUGUGAAGAGACUUGCAAAUCUAGGAGCGUAGUGCUCCCUCGAGCCUAAUUCUUCUGACGCGCACAAAAAAGCAACUUUGCAAGCAGCACAAGUAACGAAAAAUACGAGCGAUCAGCGCCUGUCCUCAGUAUUUCUCUGUCUUGUGUUGCCGUUACUUUUGCGCUGCUUUGACCAGAAAGAUCAACCAAUUCACCCAGGUUUAUACUAUGUUGAAGUAACGAUGUUUUAGGGGACGCAAAAAAAAAACAAGACAGAUGGGGCUAAAUUGAUACACUAAAGUUUCAGGACUGCUUCUGAGUUCGCACUUAUUAUAGAAAAAAACGCCGGUCAGAGGCCGAUGUUUCCUCUCUUAGCACCAAUGUCAAAUUUGAAGCAAGUGCAUCAAUACCAUAACAUCAGUAAAGCCGCUCUGUAACGUCGCAUGGUUCAAUGUAUUCUCUUUGCUUGGCGUGAUUUCUUCCAAUAAAACUUGAAGAAAUUGUUGCAUUA